AUGUCAACCAACCAGUUACUCUACAUCUUCCAGCACGGCCACGGCUUGAUCACCUUCACCAGUGUCCUUACCGUCGUGAUCCUGGACCAGUGGAGAAUCAAGUUCCAGCCAAAGUACCUCCUCCAGACCAUGCUCUACACGGAUGCCCUGGCCUUCUGCUUCUUCUAUGCGGGAAUCGGCCUCGGCGGAAGCGUCUCACCGUGCACACAGACGUAUCUUGGGUUCAUAUCUGACCUCAUAUGGGCCGCAAAGGACGGUUUCAAGCACGCCUAUCUGGUGUGGAAGGUUCUCAAGGUCGUCACCAAAUACACACGGAAGACCCAGCUGCUCAUGUAUUCGAGCGCGGGAAUGGGGUCCUUUGUCAUUUACAUUGCCUACAUGGCCCAGGCAUAUGUUCUCACAGGAACAUGUGAAGGCAACGGAACCGUCAGCAUCACCUGGACAUUGAUCCUGCUCUACCUCUACUGGUUCGUCGUCGAUUUCGGGGUGGCUGUUAUCUUCAUCUGGUUUUUGUCCAAGCACAUCGCCGCAUCCAAGCUGCUCACUCCCCGCAAGGCCAGCACGCCAUCGGCAACCCAGUCAAGCUCUCCGGCCGGAUCGCUCAACCGUGUUCUGCACCGCGAGACCUUCCGAGUGACCUUCUCGUCGGGCCUGGGCUUCAUCGUGUGCAUCUUGGUCGUCAUCCAGUUCAUCACUGGGCAGCCGAUUCUAUACAUCAACGGAAUCAUCUUUACCAUGGCACAUCCUGCAUCCGACAUGCACUGCCCUGAUUCAUCUUUCGAUACGCCAGCCCAGCACAUCCUGAUUCUCAGUACAGUCAACAAUACCUUCAAGGACGAAGAGGUGAGCUCCCAUGGCACCCACAGCCAGACUGGAAACCGAGGCGCCGAGACCUACGGCCGCCCGUGA
Messenger RNA from Polychytrium aggregatum, 909 nucleotides. RefSeq lists its product as uncharacterized. The record is from RefSeq and is a predicted model, not a curated record. Bases 1 to 909 code for a protein of 302 amino acids. Lineage: Eukaryota; Fungi; Chytridiomycota; Chytridiomycetes; Polychytriales. The transcript has 4 exons.